GCACGGCACUGCCGGGGCGGUUCUGCCGUGCCCUCCUUCUCUCUGCAGCUCUCCGCGGGAGGUUGUGCUGCGGGGGCCGGUCUGUGCCCUGCCUGCAGUGAGGGGACACAGGGAACGGCCUUGAGCUGGGACGGGCUCAUGAGGACUUGAAAGACUGAGCUGUUGUUAACAAGACACCUCCUGAAACAUGGUGGAUUACUAUGAAGUUCUGGGAGUGCAAAAGCAUGCCUCAGCAGAGGAUAUUAAAAAAGCGUACCGUAAGUUGGCACUAAAAUGGCACCCUGAUAAAAAUCCAGACAAUAAAGAUGAGGCAGAACGGCAGUUUAAACAAGUAGCUGAGGCCUAUGAAGUUUUGUCAGAUGCUAAAAAACGUGACAUCUAUGACAGAUACGGAAAAGAAGGCCUAAUAAAUGGAGGUGGAGGUGGAAAUCAUCACGAUAAUGCAUUUGAUUUUGGAUUUACAUUCCGUAACCCAGAUGAUGUCUUCAGGGAGUUUUUUGGUGGAAGGGACCCCUUUUCAUUUGAAUUCUUUGAAGACCCUUUUGAGGACUUCUUUGGGGGCAGACGGGGUCCAAGGGGAAGCAGAAGCAGAGGUGGUGGAUCAUUUUUCUCUGCCUUUGGAGGAUUCCCUACUUUUGGAAGUGGUUUUACUCCAUUUGACGCAGGUUUUACUUCGUUUGGUUCUUUGGGACAUGGGGGCAUUACUUCGUCGUUCUCCUCUUCGUCAUUUGGUGGUGGCGGGAUGGGCAACUUCAAAUCAGUAUCAACCUCAACUAAAAUAGUUAAUGGCAGAAAAAUUACUACAAAGAGGAUUGUUGAGAAUGGACAAGAGAGAGUAGAAGUUGAAGAAGAUGGCCAGUUAAGGUCGCUAACAAUAAAUGGGGAGGCAGAUGAAGAAGCCUUUGCCGAGGAGUGCCGACGGAGAGGACAACACGCGCUGCCUUCCCAGCCGGCCAACGCUCGCCUGCAGAAGUCUCACAAGCCUGCCAGUUCCCCUCGAUAUGCCUUUCAUUUUAAUAGUGACGAGGUGGAAGAACAGGAUAGAAACCGGGUCAUGAGCAGCUUCGAGGCCCCUUUUCAUUUAUCAGGUGUGCACAAGCAUGGUGGGGAGGAACACGCAAAGGACGAUCCAUCAGCUAGUCAGAAGCCAAAAACAAAAAGCCAAGCAAGAAGUUGGUGCUGUGUAUUGACUUAAUGUUAGCUCCUUGAUAGAUCAUAAACAGCAGCUUAUGUGCCUUCAUCCUGCUUUAGCUCUGAUCUUCCAUUUAGCCUAGAUUCACUAACGCCCUGGGAUACUUAAGGAUCCAGGGCAAAUAUUGUUGUGCUGCUGAAGUGCCUCUGCUCUUUGUUGUUAAAAGUGAAGGCCUUUUAGAGGUUAACUCAUCACAGUACUUUGCACAUUCAUUUACUUAAAUUGUGCUUGGCUUCCUUGUCCAAGGAGAAGUUCAGCAACUUGAUACUAUUUCUGGAAGCUGCAAUUUUAGGCACCUAAAUCUUAAUAGAGAAGGCCGAGACCGUUCAGGCAAAUGUGGCAAUGUGGCAAUUGUCCGGGUUAUUUUUGGAAGUAAUUAGUCCUUUGAUAUAUUUCCAGUCUGUAAUGUUUUGGCAAUGUAGUCCAGAGGCUAUCUUGGACAACAGACUCCUCAUAACUACUUGAUUUAAUUGGAACCUGUGGUCAAAGAUCAUCCAGGACUGCCAGGACAGGUUUUUCUGAUACAUUAAGAUGCCUUUCUACUUGGAUGCCCAAUCCAAGGGCCCUUCUCAGUAGUGUGGGAUUAGGCAAAGUGCUGGGAAGUGUGAGCACAUGAGGCUCCUCAGGGUAAACGCAGCACAUGAAGAAUAUGCACUGUCCCCCAAAACAGGCACUCAUGUACUCCCAGUGCUGCACCAACUUCCACUGUGUUUAUGAGCCUUUAAAUCUAACACUGCCUUCUGUAUGGAAGACCUAAAACUACCAUGUGGGAUGACAGGUUGAAAAAAUAGAAGCGUUUAGAUAAAUGUCUUCCUGAUCAGUUGCUGGAAGUUUUGUCUUUAAGGAUGGUGAAGUUGAAACUUUUCCUUAAAAAAAAAAAAAAAAAAAAAAGUUACAGAGGCCUGAAUGUAACUUCUGGGCUGGUGUCCUGAAUCUCCCACUCAAGGGUUACAGGUUUGGUCUCCUGUGUCUGUAGCUGGCAAAACAAAACCUUGGCUGUGCCUUUGGAGACGUGAGGGUCUCUGCACUCAUAGCAAUACUCUGCAAUGAUUUCUGAAGGGCAGCUGAGGUUGACAUGCACCAUGCAAUUUUUGGAGCAGUUUUUAAGAUUGCUUAGGACUUUUUGCUGUGAAUUUAUUUAUGCUCCAAGACGCACAAGUUUGCAAUUAAAAUUAAUUUCCAGAAGUAUUAGUGCAAUCACAAAAUCCUCUCUUCUACCAGUAGAUUGUGAGUUGCCAUAAAAGACUCAGGGUGGAAAACGUGACUGAAGUAAGACUAAGAUUUUACUGUUGAUUUAAAUAUUUUGCCUGCUGUUCCUCUGAUGGACAGGGCUGCUGAAGGACUGGUCGGGUCAGUCAUAAAAACCUACGUGAGUGUCUUAAUCCCUCCUUGGGAAGUUUUUGCACGAGCCCUGGCCAGUAACGCCCUUGUUCUUCAUGGGUGUUCACCUCUGCUGACUGCCUUGCCCAGAAAGGAGGCUUCACCAGCACAGCUCUGUAAUUACAGAGGCCACUGACUCGCUCCCGCUUGGCUUCUCAUCGAUCACUGCGACAGCUGCCGUGCUUACACGGGCCAGCUUUGGGGGAGAACAGCAUCUUUUUCUGCCUUGGUCCAGAGACCUCUCAAUUCAGUGGAAAAUUGUUAAGUCCAAUGGCCUCAAACCAGGCACUGUUCCACCUCAAAUCAGAUAGUUUUGCCACCGCUGGUGUGGGGCCCUUGGCAGCAGGACCACGCGGCAGUUUUAGACGUUGUCCCAGUUGGAGCGUCUCAAGCAAACCCUCAGUCAUUAAUGAUUUACCUGCAGUGAAAUGUUUUUUGUUUUUUUUCCCAGCCCUAGGAAUGGGACUGUUUGAGUUUUGAUUUGUAAGUCUGUAGGAAAUCUAAAUGAAGGAGAAGGGGAUAGGUUUAAUUUUGACAAUGUGUGGGAAUCCCUCUGGAAGUGGCAUCUCUCUAGUGCCCAAGAGGAAAGUCUGGCCAGCUCAUUUAGGCUGUCAUCCAAUAUCCAGAGGGGAGAUGAAUCCUCUCCUUAGUCAGGAUUCCAGUUGUCACAGUGGGUAUUUAAUAAAAAAUUAGAGUUUAUUUUGAUUCUCCAUCUUACACUUCGUGUUUUAGUGGAAGUUGCUCUGGAAGCUGUUCCUAGUUUUGUAAUGGCCAUUUAGAAUAAAACUUCACCUCUUGUGCUCUGAA
Molecule: messenger RNA, 3379 nt
Organism: Lepidothrix coronata (blue-crowned manakin)
Lineage: Eukaryota; Metazoa; Chordata; Aves; Passeriformes; Pipridae
Gene: DNAJB6
Product: DnaJ heat shock protein family (Hsp40) member B6
Exons: 9
Coding region: 188-1195 (335 amino acids)
Biological process (GO): protein refolding; positive regulation of proteasomal ubiquitin-dependent protein catabolic process
Cellular component (GO): cytosol; endoplasmic reticulum membrane
Molecular function (GO): Hsp70 protein binding; ATPase activator activity
Source: RefSeq, a predicted model, not a curated record